Schistocerca cancellata (South American locust) is the source of this 589-nucleotide messenger RNA. Its product is annotated as THAP domain-containing protein 3-like. The transcript has 3 exons. The record is from RefSeq and is a predicted model, not a curated record. Bases 39 to 476 code for a protein of 145 amino acids. NCBI's taxonomy places the organism in Eukaryota, Metazoa, Arthropoda, Insecta, Orthoptera, Acrididae.
UACGAUAACAAUACAGACUUAGUGCGUUUGCUAAUUCGAUGUUUUUGAACAGGUUUCCUCUGAAGCACCCAGAGCCGCUAAAGAAGUGGAUUACUUCCGUGAAGUGGAAAGAUUUUAAUCCUAUGUCUUGCAGUUUUCAUUGCGGAAACCUUUUCCGGCAAGAUGAUUACGUAGUGAGCCCUGCAACAUGGAAGAAACGUUUCAGACCCGAAGCAGUGCCAUCAGUUUUUGACUUUCCGGCACAUUUGAUGCCACCAAAUAAACAGCCACGACGACAUGUUGUUAGGAUUUUGAGUGACAACGAUGCUUCUCCAUUUGAGCGUUCUGUCCUGGAAUCCGUGCUCGAUUUGCCCACUGCAGAAGCUACUGAUUGCGUGGAGAAUGUUGUCAAUGAGAAUUCUUCUGUGGAAAGCAUGUCCCAUUUAUCCAAUGCAGAAGCUGCGAAUUGUGUCGAAAACAGUGCAGUUGGUUCUUAAGUAAUUGAUUGUGGUAUACAGUCGAAAGUAGAAAUGGAAGACAAGGCGACCGAAACUUGCAAUUUUUUCUCAGACAUUGUGCACGAAUUAAAACGUAAACUGAAGUGCGCCCG